CUCAAGUGCUACCACGAUAUGGUAGUACUAAGAGUACCUCUUCACCUCCCACCUGGCAUUUACCCACCGUAUCUGUUCCAAACCAAUAUACUGGCCGACCGACAGCUCAUAGCUACCCAAGCUGGUGUCUUGGAGAAGGGGAGGGCAGGAGCGACCGUCGCUCAGCUGAAUGGGUCAAAUGUACACAUGUCGAGCCAUCACUUCAAGGCUGAUCAGCAAACAGGGACCUCUGACAUGGUUAGUUGUUUGCCUUCGACCUAAAUUAGGAUGAGCUGCAGCAUAACAUCCCUAUGAUAGGCCAAAGGAUUGCUACGUGCUAAGAGUCUCUAUCGAGGCUACGAACUCCCCAGAUCUCUCUCGGCAACCAGCCACUGGAGUUCCCUGCCAACGCUCCUGGUCACCUUUCCUCCAGCACUUCACACAGAACUGAUACUCAACGACUGCAGGCCUUUUCAGUGAUUACUG
Molecule: messenger RNA, 465 nt
Organism: Aspergillus welwitschiae
Lineage: Eukaryota; Fungi; Ascomycota; Eurotiomycetes; Eurotiales; Aspergillaceae
Exons: 1
Coding region: 19-261 (80 amino acids)
Source: RefSeq, a predicted model, not a curated record